Molecule: messenger RNA, 4334 nt
Organism: Mugil cephalus (flathead mullet)
Lineage: Eukaryota; Metazoa; Chordata; Actinopteri; Mugiliformes; Mugilidae
Gene: pelp1
Product: proline, glutamate and leucine rich protein 1
Exons: 19
Coding region: 37-3960 (1307 amino acids)
Biological process (GO): rRNA processing
Cellular component (GO): nucleus
Source: RefSeq, a predicted model, not a curated record
GCGGUGACGUACGCUCGGCCGGAGACAGGAGGCAAGAUGGCGGCGUCGACUCGGAUGCAUGGACCGUCUGCGAUGCGGCUCACUGAGGGCUUGGUGUCGGUUCUGAAGGAGCAGCGUCCCGAGUAUUUACCCGCUCUGUUGGCGAACUACAGGGAACAUGGCGUCUUCUCGACACAGGGCGCGAGCGCCGUCGGGGAUCUCGUGGGGUUCAGUAAUUCCAAACUGGGUGCGAGUAAAACCAGGUUCGAGGGCCUCUGCCUUCUCUCCGUGCUGGUGAAAGACAGCUCCAGUGAUCUGUUCCAGCAGCACUGCCUCUCCUGGCUGCGCUCCCUGCAGCAGGUCAUACAGUCUCAGGCUCCGGUCCAGACCAUCCACCUCGCGGUGAAUAUCCUGAAGGACCUGCUGCAGUACUCGUCCCAGCUGGCGGAGCUGGCCAGAGAGGUCGGCCUCAACUCCAUCCUGGGCAUCCUGACGUCUCUGCUGGGCCUUAAGACAGAGUGUGAGCUGGCGGCCAUGGAGGGGAUGACGGCCUGUAUGACCCACUACCCCCGAGCCUGUGGAUCCCUCAGGGACAAACUAGGAGCUUACUUCCUCUCCAAAAUGGACAGCACCAACCGAAAGACACAAGAGAUGGCCUGUCAGUGUUAUGGUCACCUGCCUUGUUUGGGGGGGCUGCUGGACAGAGGUGUGGGUGCCGGUAGAGCCGAGGCCUGGACCAAUCAGAUCCACUGCUUACUGGCCUCAGCCAGCGACCUGUUGACUCAGCUCUACCAAGGGUCAGAGACCGACGGAGCUUCUCAGUGUCAAGGACCAGGAGUGAAGUUAGCCUUUCCUCAUCUUAGCCAAAACGAUCCUCUGCUGCUGCUGCAGCUCCAGCAUCGAUACACCUCCGUCUGCCUGGCGCUCAAACACACACUCAGAGUGGAUCCUGCUUCAGAAGUCCGUCUGCCCGUCAGACCGAUCCUCAACCUGGUCUGCCAAGCCCUCGCCGUCAGCGCCAAGAGCAUCAACAUGGCGGAAGACGGAAGUUUGAGGUUGUUGGUCCUCCCCAUUAUUCACACCAACACCAUAGAGGUCUUGUCGGAGCUCAUCACAGUGGUGCGUAGCGGUAUGGUUCAGUACGCAGCUGUUCUACAGAGGCUUUUUUCUCAAACCCUGGCUGCGUGGACGCCCGUUCCCGAGGCCAGUGUGGGACAACAACGAGCCUACAGCUCGGUUCGGGUGUCGGUGUACAGAACCUUAGAGCUGUGGGUCCAGGUGGCCGGCGCCUCGGCGAGCAUCCUGGAGGGAAGCCCCAGUCACUCCGACAUCCUCUUCAGCCACCUGCUCAGCGACAUCACACCCGGGCCGGAGUCGGUCAAGCUCCGGGCCGGCCUCUCGGCGGAUCCGGUUCCUGGAGGAAAGCCGGGCCCUCGGAGGACGAAGCAGCUGGUCAUGAUGGACGCCGUGGGACCACCACUCCAGAGGAAAGGAGACCUUCACUCCAAUCAGGACACUUGCCUUUCAGCCCUCAAAGCACUUAGACAAAUCAUACAGACCUGCGGUACAUUGCUAAGAGAUGACGUACACAAGCGACUCCAUGACGUGGUGCUGCCGUUGUGUGUCCGCCUGCAGCAGCAGUCCAACAGCAGUACCGCGUGUGAUCCUGCAGGGGGCGUUAGUGGGCAGUACAGCAGCGCCCUGACCCGCAGGGAACUAUACAGGUUGUUGCUGGCUCUGGUCCUAGUGCCGUCGGCUACUUGGCCUCCACCUCUGACCUGCGCCGUGUCCAUCCUCAGCAACGGACGCACCGACCGCAACCUCAAGGUCUCUUCGUUUUGUGCCGAGGCACUCACCAUCUGUAACUCGGUUCUCCACCCCCGCACGGCCUCCAUCGCGCUCCCCUUACCGUCCCUCGCCCAGAAACCCAGCGCCAUGGCUUCAGUCCUCCCUUCCUCCCAGGGACCCGCCCCCGGACUCACCUUGCCGACCCUUCUAGGAGGCCCCGCCCCUGGUCCGUCCUUCCCCGCCAGACACUCCCUCGGCCUGGGCCCCGCUUCCCUGCUGGGCUCUUUGGAGAACCACCUCUCGUUGGUCCCGGGGCUCCCGGGUCAGGUGCCCACCCCGGCCGACAUGAUCCUGUCCCCCAACGCGCACCACCAGCCGGACGCCGUCGCCCUCGGCCACCCGGAGGGGCAGAGGCCCGUGUUCGUCCGCUACGACAAAGAGGAGGCGGACGACGUGGAGAUCUCUCUGGCGAGCGACUCGGACGACAGCGUGGUCAUCGUUCCCCCGGGGAUGCUGAACAUGGAGAACCAGCAGGACGAAGCGGUCGUGAACUCGCAGAACAUGCUCUCGGCUCUGCCAGCCGGUGUCGCGCUCCCGGAGGGGGAACCCAUCACCAUGGUUCCCACCACAGCGGCAGCCACCACCACGAUAGACGGAACCUCUUUGCCCAACGACCUAGCCACUUCCUCCCCACUCCUCACCACUUCCACAACCCCCAUCAACUCGUUCCCUCCUUCCAGCGCCUCGGUGGUUUCCCUAGUUCCUCCUUUGAACCACAGCGCCCUCACAGCUCCGCCUGGUGGUCUGGGGGACUCGUUGCCCGGCAGGCCCCAGCUCCAGCAGAUGCUGAUGCAGCCCUCGGCGGCGGGCCAGCCGGGCCCCAUGGGCCUCCAGCACCAGAUGCACCAGCUGCAGAACCAGCUGAGUCAGCAGGGACGGAACCUGCACCAGCACCUGCCGACGCCGGCCAGCAACGAGGACUCGGCCGUCAUCAACAUCAACAGCACGGACGAGGAGGACGAGGAGGAGGAGGACGAGGAGGACAUGGAGGACGACGAAGAGCUGGAGGAGGAGGAGGAAGGGAUGGACGACGACGAGGAGGAGGAGGUGAGCGAUUUAGCCGAGGACGAGUUCUACGGGGAGGAGUAUGAGGACUAUGAGGAGGAGGAAGGGGAAGAGCUGGAAGAAGAGGAGGAGGAAGAGGAGCAGCAGCAGCCGGGGCAGCAUGGGGACAUGCCUCCAAUGAAAGGAGCGGAGGAUAAGCUGGGAGACGCCGGGGUGGAGGAGGGGAAGGCGCUUCGAGCUGCCGUCGAUGAGGGACGGAUGUCUGGGUUAAGCGUGGAGGAGGACACGGAAGGAGGGAUCGAGGAGAUCCAGACCAACAAGGCGCUGUUCGGGGACGACAGGAUGAACGUGCAGGAAGUGGAGAGCAUCGGCGUCCUGGAGGAGGACGCCCGGGAUCCCGAGAGGGAGGAGGAGGAGGAGGACGAGGAGGAAGAGGAGGAGGACGGCGAGAGGAUGGACGACCCCAACAUGCCACAGAUCUUGUGCGUCACCGGAGGAGCGUUGGAGGAGACGGGGGAGGAGGAGGGGGCGGCGGCGGCGGCGGCGGCAGCAGGAGGAGCAGGAGCCGAAGAAGAAGAAGAAGAAGAGCUGCUGCAGAAGGAGGCGCAACCGUGGGAGCAAGGAGCCAAGGAGUACGAGCCGACGGUCCCUUCAGAGCAGGCAACGAGUCAACAGGAUUUAACGUCCGAACCUACGCAGGAAGUCGGUGCGAGUGACGACCGUCCGCCCGGUCAUCAGGACCAACCGUUGGUCGCAGUCCAAGAUGGAGACUCGACAUCGGCGGCGGCGGCGGCGGCGGAUCCUGAAACCUCAACGGGAUCAAGUACUAAAGAGCAGGAGGAGACGCAAGCUGAGAAGAACGACAACAAGGAACCGGAGCAGCAGGAGAGUGAAGGAGGAGGAGGAGAAGGAGGAGGAGAAGGAAGCUGUGGGGAGAGUAAUGGAGAGGAGGGGGUGGGAGUGAAGAGGAAGAGAGAGGAGGAACACGAGGAGGAAGAGGAAGCAGGACAAAGUGCUGAGAAGAAAAAGGUCCUUCAGGCCGAGGAGACCAUGGCCUCCAUGUUGGCGGAUUUCGUCGCCUGUCCACCGGACGACGAGGACGGCGCCCCUGGAUCGAACCGCUCCUAGACAUUCACCAACCUUAGACGAUCGUGUGUUGUUACUCCCAUCGUUGGGUUUUUUUUUCUUUACUAGCCCGUGUCAGGUACAGUUGAAAUAUGGCCACAUCUGUGAGGAGGAACGUGGAAGUGAAACCAUCCCUGUGACAGAUUAAACAUUUCACUCAGCAGGUUUCAUCUCCCGGAACAAGCCAAUGGUCUCGUACACAUUAUGCUUCACGCGUCUUUGUACACGACACACACACACACACACACACUGUCUUACAAUUACGAAAUGUUCUCUCUUCGGUUUGUACACAUUUUAAUGCUGUUCAUGUUUUGUCAUCUAUGUCAUAUGCUUUGUAAUAAGAAAAAGUAAAAAAAACAAAAAUCUGUUCUAACUUA